AUGCUGACAAGUAGCAGCAGCAGCAGCACCACAACUAGCAGCAGCAGCAGCACUAGCAUAACCAUCAUCAGCAGCACUAGCACAAUCAGCACUAGCACAACCACCAGCAUCACCAGCAGCACCAGCAGCAUCACCAGCAGCAUCAGCACCAGCAGCAUCAGCACCAUCACCAGCAGCAGCAGGAGCAGCAGCAGGAGGAGCAGCAGCGGAAGCAUUUGUGUGUGCUACGCAGGGCGUUACAACGUGGAUUUGGCUGCGCCUGGGACGGACAUCAUUUCGACUUUGCCGGCCAGCCAAUUCGGCGACCGAUACGGCUUCAAGAGCGGCACCUCUAUGGCCACCCCCCUUGUUGCAGGUAUUGCUGCGUUGGUGUGGGGGGAGCGUAGGCAUAUGGCUGCAGCAGAAGUGCGUGAUGUGCUGCUGUACAGCGUAUCUCCUUUAGCUUCGCUUCAAGACAGCGUAGCAACAGGAGGCGUGGUUAAUGCUGCAGCAGCAAUACAGCUGGUGCAUGCGCUUAAUAAUCACGACAGAGGGAUUGAAACGCCCGAAGCAACAGCAUUUUAUCGCUGGCAGCAGCAGCAGCACCUGCAGCAGCAGCAGCUUAUCAGCAACACAUCGAACACCAACAGCAGCAACACAACUGCAGCAGGAAAAGCUCCGCAUGAUCAAUACAUUACACCUGGUGCUGCUGCAGCAUCAGCAGCAGCAGGAGCAGCACCAACCUCUCAAGGCCUAAUAAAUAACCCCUCGUCUGCUGCUGCUGCUGCAGCAGCAGCAGCAGGCCAAUCCGGUACAUCCCCUUAUCCCUAUAACCCAGCAGCAGCAGCAGCAGCAGCAGGCAGCCACCCAUACCCUGUGCUUGUUAUACCCGCACAUCCUGCAGCAGACAGCAGCACCGCCUUAGCUCCGUCUUCUUAUACUUCUCCUGAUGCAGCCGCCAGCAGCAGCAGCAGCAGCGGCAGCAGCAGCAGCAGCGACAGCAGCAAGGCAGCACUGAGCGCCGCAAGCUCCCCGCUCACCUUCUUCUCCAGGCUCCUGGAUCCCUUCGCACUCUUCGCUCGCUUUGUAAGAGCAUCAUCAUUGUAG
Eimeria acervulina is the source of this 1086-nucleotide messenger RNA. RefSeq names its product Subtilase family protein , related. The transcript is spliced from 2 exons. Bases 1 to 1086 code for a protein of 361 amino acids. Gene Ontology annotation, biological process: proteolysis. Lineage: Eukaryota; Apicomplexa; Conoidasida; Eucoccidiorida; Eimeriidae. The record is from RefSeq and is a predicted model, not a curated record. Gene Ontology annotation, molecular function: serine-type endopeptidase activity.